Messenger RNA from Eriocheir sinensis (Chinese mitten crab), 840 nucleotides. Its product is annotated as integrin alpha-PS2-like. Bases 204 to 821 code for a protein of 205 amino acids. Lineage: Eukaryota; Metazoa; Arthropoda; Malacostraca; Decapoda; Varunidae. Gene Ontology annotation, biological process: cell-matrix adhesion; cell adhesion mediated by integrin; integrin-mediated signaling pathway. Gene Ontology annotation, cellular component: integrin complex; external side of plasma membrane. The transcript has 7 exons. Gene Ontology annotation, molecular function: integrin binding. The record is from RefSeq and is a predicted model, not a curated record.
UCGCCCGCCCGGCUUUGGAGAGUGAGGAUACGUUGCGCCGCGCUCCGUAACCUUCGUGGCUGACGCGACCGACGCUUCCAUAAUGGCUAACUUUUUGCAAUAAUGGAAUAAUUAACGAAAGCCUCGCAUCGACAAGGGAAAAUUGGCACUGCGGCGGACCGAGAAGUGAUUAGAGUGUGCGUGUGCGUGGGUGCGUUGUCGAAAUGUCAGGCGGGGCGUGGCGUCGGUGGACGUGUGUUCUGUGCGUGUGUGCGUGCGCGUCAGCCUUCAACAUUGACCUGGGAGGCAGUCACGUGACCCAUGUCAGUGACCAGGACGGGUCAAUGUUCGGCUUUGCCGUGGCCCAGCACCUGGACCGAGGACUUGCCAGACUGCUGGUGGGUGCUCCUCGCUAUGAGACAGACCAGAGGGCGAGGGGCGUCAGGCGAGCAGGGGCUGUGCUGAGCUGCGAUCCACUGGUGCCAAACCUCUGUACCUAUGUGCCCUUUGAUAAGAAUGGUAACAACGUGCACCCCUUGGGCCAACAACUGGACAGCAAGAGUGACCAGUGGUUUGGCGCCACCCUCAGCAGCAGUGGACCAGAUGGAGUGGUGGUGGCCUGUGCCCCGAGGUACGUUUGGUUCUCGGAGAAGCUGAGCCGCAGGGACCCCGUCGGCACCUGCUACGUCGCCAGGAAAGGCCUCACAGACUUCCAGGAGUUCUCGCCAUGCAGAACCCGUCAUUGGGGUUACCAUCGCCAGGGGUCAUGUCAAGCAGGGUUCGAUGCAGCCAUUACAGAGGAUGGGUCGAGGAUGUUUAUCGGAGCCCCUGGAGCUUUCUAGUGGCACGCUAAGACUGUGU